GUCUGUCUCUCUCUCUCUCUGAUUAUAUCUGUCUGUCUGUCUCUCUCUCUCUCUGAUGCUGUCUGUCUGUGUGGGGGGUUUGUCCAAUUAGUGCGGAGGUGGAGCUCCGGAGGAAACAGACCAGAGAAACGACAGACGGCUGAACUGUCGUCACGGUCUACUUCUUCCUCUCUAGUUCUCGGACUUGGAUCAAACCGUGUGAAGUUCACCUCUCGGCUUGUGGUCGUCUGUCGAUCGAGUCCGAUGGUGUAUCAGGAAGAUUUCCCGAUGAUCGAAGUGUUGAUACCAUCGAUGGAAAAGGAAGUGGAUGAGUCGGGAAAGUCCAAGAAGCUCUUCAGAGUGGAAGUCUUGUUUAAUGAGAGGAAACAUUAUGUGCUCAGAAGAAGCAGCGAAUUCCAGACUCUGCACAGAAAACUCAAGAAGAUCAUUCAGACUCCGGACUUCCCGAGCAAGAGGAACCCUCACCUGAGGACCAAACCUGGGGAGCAAAGGAGGCAGGAGCUGGAAGAUUAUGUCCAGGACAUCAUCUAUCAAAAUGAAGACGUGCCACAGGUGCUGCUGGACUUCCUCCACGUCCGACACUUUCAUACAGGAAACAAGAUCAGCAGCAUGGAAUCACUCGAUGAUCUGGACAGUCGGGAUUACAGUUUCUCGUUACCACAUCAGCGAGUGUGUGGCUUUUUUGAGGAUCCUUAUCUCUCCGAACGCACAUCAGAUCUUCCAGACAUUGUUGUGGAUGGAGUUCUUCAUGGUUUUUACCCGCGGGAUGUCCGGGUCAGCUUCACUGCCCCCACUUUCACAGAGCCUGACCCCACUGCUUCUAUAGAGGCAUGAGAUUAUUACUGUGGCUUUGCAGUUAAGGAGAAUUUAGACAGAUAAAUGAAUAGGCCUCUGUUUACAACCAGCAGGACCAGUUUUGUUUGGCUCCAGUGGGACUGAAAGCCGUCACCGUGCCUUUGUUGUUGUGAUGCGCAACCCAUUGUGUCUUCAGCUGUUUGGGGAUCUCAUAUUUAAGAGGACAACCAGAAUUUUUCUUGAAAACUGGGCUGAAGAAGAAGUCAGACUCGCACAGUAGAUGCAGUGUGUGUGUGUGUGUGUGUG
This is a messenger RNA of Limanda limanda (common dab), 1101 nucleotides long. It is a transcript of the gene snx22, whose product is annotated as sorting nexin 22. Lineage: Eukaryota; Metazoa; Chordata; Actinopteri; Pleuronectiformes; Pleuronectidae. The transcript is spliced from 7 exons. Bases 244 to 834 code for a protein of 196 amino acids. Gene Ontology annotation, molecular function: phosphatidylinositol phosphate binding. The record is from RefSeq and is a predicted model, not a curated record.